AUGUCCACAUCAACAUCAAACCCAAACCCCGGCAGCCCUUCCGAAAUCCCCUAUACCAUCCCUUUACCCGAAGGUAUCCCAAAAGGCCAUACGACCCAUACCGAAUCAACCACUACCAUCUUCUUGCCCAAGGCAGGAGCGUUCUUGAACCCCGUUCAGCAUUAUAAUAGGGAUAUGAGCGUUGCUGUCAUAAGAGCGUGGAACGAAUUGAGGAAAGAGGAGCUGGAAGCGAAGUUUAGGAAGAAGUUGGCUAAGAACGGUGGAGUCAGUAAGAAACAGGCUAAGAAAUUGAAACAAGAUGGUGUCACGGUAGAUGAACAAAGUAACCUGCCUGAUGGUGCGGAAGAAGUACAGGUCAAAGAUGAACAGCCUGUAGCUGGGCCUUCGACAGAGCGAAAAUUCAGAGCUCCUUCCAUUAACAUCCUUGAAGCUCUCGCUGCUACUGGAUUACGUUCUAUCAGAUAUGCUAAAGAGAUACCCAAUGUCAAGUAUGUUCUUGCGAAUGAUCUUUCGCCAUCGGCGUGCGAAGCGAUGAGGAGAAAUGUAACGUUUAAUGGAGUAGGGGAGGAUUCCCUCCCACCCAGAAAACCUUGGCAACCACCUGUGAAAGAAGAUGGUACUAGCACACCUGUUGAAAAUGGUGAGGGGGAAGUGAAAGAGGAAAGUACGACAACAGACGUCAAAGUAGAGUCAGAGGAAACGGCAGAAGCAGAAGAUGGAUUGGAACCUAAAGAUAAGGUUGGUAGAAGACCUGGGUGUAGAGGACGAGUGAAGAUCAAUGAAGGUGAUGCCUGCGCGUUCAUGUACUCCCAUCGAUCACCUGUCGGUCCAACCUCCAGGGUAGACGUAGUAGAUCUCGAUCCAUACGGUACAGCAGCUCCGUUCAUCGAUGCCGCCAUAGGAUGUAUAUCAGAUGGAGGUUUACUCGCUAUAACAUGUACGGAUCUAGCUGUUCUUGCCGGUCAACAGUACCCUGAGAAAUGUUAUUCGAAUUACGGAGGUGUCAAUGUCCAUGCUGAAUAUACACAUGAAGCUGGCCUUCGAUUGGUCCUGCAUUCACUUGCAACCUGCGCAGCGAGAUAUGGUCGAUACAUCACACCUUUGUUAUCGUUCUCCAUAGACUUCUACGUGAGAUUGUUCGUUAGGAUCAAUACUGGUCCUGAACAGGUUAAGAGAUUAUCCAGUAAUACCGGUGUAGUCUACACUUGCAAUUUCUGUGAGACAUCUGUGAUACAACCUUUCGGUAGAAUUGUGGAAAGAGAAACUGCAAAGGGUGUUGUGAGGGAGUCAUUCAAGACUCAUGCGGGACCUACGGCGAAGAAUGGAUCGAAUUGCGAGGAAUGUGGUGGGACGAUGCAUCUCGGUGGACCACUAUGGCUUGGACCAAUCCAAGAUCCGGAAUUCGCCAAGAGAGUAAUGAAAGAUAUCUCAACUCAGGAGAAGGAAUAUAAGACUUUCCCUAGAAUGUUGGGAAUGUUAUCUUUAGCAGCUCAGGAACUUCCCGAUCCUUUCUUCUUCACCGCUAAUAGAGUAGCUAAAUGUUUACAUAUGUCAUCUAUGCCUCUCAACAAGAUACUGUCCGCACUGUUGAAUGGCGGGUAUAAGAUCUCCCGAUCUCACGCUCAAGCAGGAGCAGUCAAGACCGAUGCACCUAGAUCAUUCAUAUUUGACAUCAUGAGGGAAGAAGCUAAAACGUCUCCUAUAAGGAUCGAUAAGAUUGCGGAAGGUAGUCCGGCUAGGAAAUUGAUCAGUAAACCUAUGACCCACACGAUCGAUUUCACUCCUCAUCCAGAUGCUUCCCUCGAACGAACGGGUAAAGAAACAUUCUAUCAGGUUAACCCUCUACCUAAUUGGGGACCUGCUCCAAGAGCCAAAUCGAUACAAGUUGCUGUACCCCCGACAACGGAGAAACGAAAAGUGGAUGAAGUCGAUGAUGUAAAGGUGGAGAGUAAGAGAAGUAAGAUUGAAGACAAUGAGUUUGUGGGUGAUGUGAUCUUGCCUCAGACUCAGGAGGAUGUAUUUGCUUUGAAAGUUGAGAAGGAGAUGGACGAAGAGGAGAUGAUGAAUCUACAAUGA
This is a messenger RNA of Kwoniella botswanensis, 2076 nucleotides long. RefSeq names its product N2,N2-dimethylguanosine tRNA methyltransferase. The record is from RefSeq and is a predicted model, not a curated record. Gene Ontology annotation, molecular function: tRNA (guanine(10)-N2)-methyltransferase activity; RNA binding. NCBI's taxonomy places the organism in Eukaryota, Fungi, Basidiomycota, Tremellomycetes, Tremellales, Cryptococcaceae. The coding region runs from base 1 to 2076 and encodes 691 amino acids. Gene Ontology annotation, biological process: tRNA N2-guanine methylation. Gene Ontology annotation, cellular component: nucleus. The transcript has 12 exons.